UCCAGAAGUUCAACAUCCGAAUUUUAUGCUGAACAAGGAUUGGCAAUAGAUAUUCAAUAUGCCUAUGCCUCUGUCGAAAAAUUGUCGAUGUUGUCUGGUGCAAGGCAGUGAAAUGUUCGACGUAUUCGUCGCAUUGGAUGAAUUCGGAAGCCAAAUUUGUGAUUUGAUUGCUAAUUGUGGAAGUGUUCGGAUCACGGAGGCUGAUCCCUUCUCAAAAACCAUAUGCCAAAAAUGUCUGAAAGAGUUAAUUAAUGCCGAACGAUUUCGAAAGCGUUGUUUGGACUCGGAGCAUUUCCUAAAGAACAGUCUUAGCAAUGUUGUUAAAUCAGAAUUUACAAACCAAAACUACGAUGGAUCAAGUUCCAUUACACAGAAACAGAAUGAUCUCGUUUCGAAUCAAAACUUAUUGAAUCCGCUGGACGUGAAAUCCUUGGAUACAUCGAGUAUUGAUCAACAAAACCAACAAUCUAAACAAUUGACUUGUGAAACACGCUACAAGCUAUUGAAAAGUAAAGAAUCGCUUUUGUCUCACAAGGUCGAGCACAAGACAACUACACAUUCUAAGCCUAAAAAGCGGCGAUCCUCUGUCAAGCAAACCCAAGUGUGUGAAAUUUGUGGCAAACAGUUUAGUAAAUCAGGAGAUUUCAAAAAACACGCUCGUAUUCACACAGGCGAACGACCACACGAAUGCGAUGAAUGUGGUAAGCGAUACAUCGAAAGCAGUCACCUGGCGAAACACAAACGUGGUCAUCUUGGUGAACGAAAUUUCAAGUGUCACAUUUGUGGCAAGCUUUUCAUGUGUAGCAAUACACUUGCGCAACACAUGCACACUCAUUCCGACAAUUUACCGCAUACAUGUGAUAUCUGUAGUAAAGGCUUCUACAAGAAGAGUCUGCUGGUGUAUCAUAUGCGAACUCAUACGGGCGAUCGACCAUACCAGUGCGAUAUCUGCGGUCGAAAGUUGGUUCGCGGCAACCUGAGACAACAUAUGCGAAUCCACAUUGGCGAUCGUGCGCAUAAAUGUGAUAUCUGCGGUAAGGAAUUCGCUGCAAGUUGCCAUCUGAUGCGACACAUACCAAUUCAUACCGGCGAGCGACCGCACAAAUGUUCACACUGUGGCAAAGGAUUCAUCCAGAGUAGUAAUUUGACGAGGCACAUGAUUACUCAUAGCAAUCAGCAGCAACACGAAUGCGACACAUGCGGUAAAAAGUUUCCCAGGAAAUGCAAUCUCAUACAUCAUAGCCGUAGCCAUAGUAACCGAUCCGCCUAAUAAAUGUGACAUUUGUGGCGAACCGUUUUUCAGCUACAGUCAAUUGAAAAUUGAUGUUGCAUCAAAAGACACAUGAGGCAACAGGAUACGUUAAUUCAUAUCGGUAGUUGAUAGAACGUAACAUCGUUGAAAAUAAAAACAUUUACUCAAGUAUUGAUCUUGAAAAUAUA
Messenger RNA from Malaya genurostris, 1440 nucleotides. Its product is annotated as zinc finger protein 480-like. Gene Ontology annotation, cellular component: nucleus. Gene Ontology annotation, molecular function: zinc ion binding; RNA polymerase II cis-regulatory region sequence-specific DNA binding; DNA-binding transcription factor activity. The coding region runs from base 59 to 1270 and encodes 403 amino acids. Gene Ontology annotation, biological process: regulation of transcription by RNA polymerase II. NCBI's taxonomy places the organism in Eukaryota, Metazoa, Arthropoda, Insecta, Diptera, Culicidae. The record is from RefSeq and is a predicted model, not a curated record. The transcript is spliced from 3 exons.